GCCAUGGCUUGGCCAUCACAAUUUUUACUUACUUUUUGACAGGUAAUAAACAGGAAAGUGAUGGUUUUCAGUAUGAAGUUACUAAUUAUGACUGUGCUAUUUUACUAUGGGAGUUGUGAGGACAAGGUGACUGUGAGGGAGCCCCCCGCGCUCCCCGCGACCCCGCCAACAGGAUCAUCGGGGGACAACCCACCACCGUCAGGAGAUACCCUUACAUGGCGUAUUUAAAUACGUCAUUUUAUAUGAUGCAUGGUCAGUGGCUGCUGGGGGGUUUCUGUGGGGGCGUGAUACUCACACAGCACCACGUGCUCACCGCUGCGCACUGCUUACAUAGAAAAAUCAAUGACACUACAGCUGCUACUAGAACUACCAUCUUGAGGGCAUCUAAAGUUGUCAUUCGCGUCGGAUCCACCUACAAUGACCGCGGAGGCUCAGAGCAUGCGACAUCCAAGACCGUGGUCCACGAGGACUACAAAUAUUCGAAGAGUAAAGACAACGACGUGGCAGUGUUGGUGCUGCCGACCAGUAUAAGCAACUACCGGAGCAGCUCGGUGCAGCCAGCCGCCAUCCCCCCGGGGGGGUAUGUGGUCCCGGACAACGCGUCUGUGGUAGCUGUCGGGUGGGGACAGACUGAUAUGAACUGCAGCAAGUCAACCCCCCUCGGCCUGCGGCACGUGGGGCUGCGCACGGUGGACCGAGACACCUGCGCCGCGCGUUAUCCGAGAUUAUUCUCAUACAACAACAUGCUCUGCGCGGGGCUGCUUGGUGUUGGAGGAGCUAGUACUUGCAAGGGUGACUCAGGUGGUCCCUUGGUGUACAACGGGGUAGUGGUUGGGGUGACCUCAUUUGGGAAGUUAUGCGACACUUACUUUUACCCUGAUGUGUCUACGCGCGUCUCUAGCUACACCGACUGGAUCAACAACACUGUAAGUCAAAACCAGGUUGUGGUUGUGCACAAGAACAGUCACAACACCGCUGUGGCAGCUGACGUCACCAGUUUGAUGCUACUCGCCUUCGCAACGUCAAUUUGGAUAAUAUAUUCCAAAAUCUCAUGAAUUUUUUAAGUAAGUACCUACAGAAGAUAAUUUUAGUGUCUAAAUUUAAACACAUUAUAAUUUAAGUUAUUUUGUAAUAUAUGUAUAUUUAAAAAGUGGCUUUUUAGGUAAAUACUCAUGUAAGUUUUGCAUUUCUGUUUAUAAUGUUUUUCUUUUCUUAUUAUAGGUACAUAUAGAAUGUUGCCGGAGUGGUAGGUAUAUAUAGUUACCUGAAAAGGGGUGACUCAGACUCAUUCUGAGCAACUUUUGUUAGAUAGUUUAACGUGAUGAUGACU
This is a messenger RNA of Plutella xylostella (diamondback moth), 1330 nucleotides long. The record is from RefSeq and is a predicted model, not a curated record. NCBI's taxonomy places the organism in Eukaryota, Metazoa, Arthropoda, Insecta, Lepidoptera, Plutellidae.